GUAGGAGGUUUGGACGGGGGAGAGGGGGGGAGGGGGGAACAUUCUGAAUUAACCAGCCUCGAUUUAAGUCACAAUAAUUUUGGUGAAAUUUCAGCCGCGUCUAUAAAAUCAAUGUUAGCGGAGAACAGCUGUCUGCAACAAUUAGAUCUAAGUUGGAAUCAUUUUGUACGAGGAGCUGGAGUAUGUAUAGCUGAAGGUCUAGCGGAAAAUGUGUGUAUUAAAGAAUUGAAUCUGUCGUGGAAUGGAUUUGAAGAUGACGGAGCAGCAGCAGUUGGUAAAAGUUUGGAGACUAAUACUGUCCUGAGUUCUCUAGAUUUAUCUUGUAAUAGAAUUGGUCCUGAAGGAUUCCUUGCUCUGGUUCGGUCCUUCAAACAUAACGACACUCUGGAUAUAUUGAGGGUAGGUAUGGGACCAUGA
Lottia gigantea (owl limpet) is the source of this 417-nucleotide messenger RNA. RefSeq lists its product as hypothetical. The annotation marks the transcript as partial. The record is from RefSeq and is a predicted model, not a curated record. Gene Ontology annotation, molecular function: protein binding. Lineage: Eukaryota; Metazoa; Mollusca; Gastropoda; Lottiidae. The transcript is spliced from 4 exons.